Molecule: messenger RNA, 1357 nt
Organism: Nicotiana tabacum (common tobacco)
Lineage: Eukaryota; Viridiplantae; Streptophyta; Magnoliopsida; Solanales; Solanaceae
Source: RefSeq, a predicted model, not a curated record
UUGUUGUCACUAUCAAACCUAGGAGACAAAAUCAUCUGACAACAAAAGCAGCCCCACACAAAUAAGAGAAGCAAAAACUCGGCGAGUCGACCUCUUUCUUCCUCAAGUCUCAACUGCCGAUCCAUUUCUGAUUUUGAUGGCUUCUUUAACUUUGCCAUCGUCUUAUUCAACUUCCCUCUCUUCUUCCUCUACUUGUCUCUUCUCUUCUUCUUGCUCCUCUCUCAGACUCAGACACACAGCCUUCGUUACCAAACGAACCCGGCUUCCCAGCUACGUAGUAAAUUGUGAAAUCAAUAAGCCAGUGGAUGAGAAGCCUAUUAUUCCAAUUAUUAAUGACGAGACACUUUCAGCAUUCUUGCAAGCGAAACGCUUACAGAAUGCAGUUAAAAGUAACAGCACCAAGCUGAAGAUAUUUUCCGGAACUGCAAAUCCUUCACUUUCUCAGGAAACUGCUUGCAACAUGGGGCUUGAACUGGGAAAGAUCAACAUCAAGCGCUUUGCUGAUGGUGAAAUUUAUGUCCAGUUGCAGGAGAGUGUUCGAGGCUGUGAUGUUUUCUUGAUUCAGCCCACUUGCCCUCCAGCCAAUGAAAACCUCAUGGAGCUUUUGGUGAUGGUAGAUGCAUGCCGAAGGGCUUCAGCCAAAAGAAUCACCGCGGUGAUUCCAUAUUUUGGAUAUGCCAGAGCCGAUAGGAAGACACAAGGUCGUCAAUCCAUUGCUGCCAAAUUGGUUGCAAAUAUGAUAACGAAAGCAGGUGCAGAUCGUGUUCUUGCUUGUGAUAUUCACUCUGGGCAAUCCAUGGGCUAUUUUGACAUUCCAGUGGACCAUGUGUACUGUCAGCCUGUUAUCCUUGAUUACCUUGCUAGCAAGAAGAUUUGUUCCAAUGAUCUGGUGGUGGUCUCUCCUGAUGUUGGAGGAGUUGCUAGAGCACGUGCUUUUGCAAAAAAGUUAUCUGAUGCACCUUUAGCCAUUAUCGACAAAAGACGCCAGGGCCACAAUCUUGCUGAGGUAUUUUCAGAGCUGGAGUUUGCGAUUUCACACUUAAUACAGUUUUCAUCUCCUGUGGCAUUCGGUUUCUUAAUUUGAUAAAUAUAUGAGGUAGAUGUAUCCCAGUUACAUCAGUGUGCUUGGUAUUCCUUUUCCAGGUAAGUAUGGGAAAACAAAAUAGGUGAGACAAAACCUUUUCAUAGUCUGAUUUGGCUUGAGACCAAAGUGUUGGUCUUACACUUAUUAGAGAUGCCUGUACAAGCUGGGGUCUUUGGAGAGUUAGAAAGCCAGUGAAGAAAAUCUGGCUAAUGUUUCCUGCCGGUAUUUUUGUGGUGCAUAUGGAUAUAAAGAAAUCACAGGUGUUUUGUUGGA